CGACUGCCGACGCCAAUGGGUGACAAACGGGUGACUAGCUGCCGCUACAUCUGGAACUGAUUCACGGACGGCUGCGAGGUUGAUGUUACAGGUCCAUGGGCCGAUUUCGCAAGUGCUGCUGCUGCAUCUCACUUAGGAAUGCAACACUCUUCAUCGCCGUGCUGACCUCGGUGUGCAGCGUGGCCGACCUGACAGGGCGAGCCGUGGAGCUGCUGUCAUUGGACCCCACGUGCUCCACUGCUGUCUGGGAGAUUGCAGCCCUGAGAAGACUCGGCAUCGGGCUGGAUAGCACAGUCGACGAGGGCUGCCUGACUGGGGCCAGCACACACGGUGGAGGUAACGGCGGUGGCGGGCUUCGUGUUCGCGGUGAAAGCACCAGUGGCAUUGAAGUUGACAUCCGGGAAAAAGGUGGGGACGUCACCCAGGAUGGAAGUGGUGCUGUGGCCGGUGGCUACCGGGGGCGGGAUGUGCGGCCCUACCUGGUGGCAAGCAUGGUUGUCAGCUCCAUAUGGGCUGGCGCGGGCUUCUCUCUGUUUGCCGGUACUCUCAGGGAACGCUCCUCGUGGCUGACUCCGUGGCUGCUGGUGGACAGCGUCUUGAUCCUAUUGACCACCGUCUUUGGUUCUGUGGGCAUCGGUGGGCUCUGUUACUCCGGGCGGUACCAAGUGGCGGCCACUUUUGCCUUCGUCAUCAGCUUCACCUUCAUGGUGAGUGUGUACAUGAAGUUGGUGGUGUGGAGCUACUACUGUGAGCUGAGAGAGCGUCGGCAUGCCACACAGCUACCAGAGCGAGUCUGACGGUGUCCUUAUGGCCUCCAGCCUGUGCUCGCCUGGG
Molecule: messenger RNA, 834 nt
Organism: Schistocerca gregaria
Lineage: Eukaryota; Metazoa; Arthropoda; Insecta; Orthoptera; Acrididae
Exons: 6
Coding region: 96-797 (233 amino acids)
Cellular component (GO): lysosomal membrane
Source: RefSeq, a predicted model, not a curated record